This is a messenger RNA of Colletotrichum karsti, 1845 nucleotides long. Its product is annotated as ubiquitin-conjugating enzyme. Lineage: Eukaryota; Fungi; Ascomycota; Sordariomycetes; Glomerellales; Glomerellaceae. Gene Ontology annotation, molecular function: ubiquitin conjugating enzyme activity. The transcript has 3 exons. The record is from RefSeq and is a predicted model, not a curated record. Bases 1 to 1845 code for a protein of 614 amino acids.
AUGCUCGUUGCUGACACGUCGAGCAGAAAGAAGACCAUCACUAGCCUCAACGAUCCCUCUCAUCCAUUGGUCGCCGUCCUUGCUGACAUUGUCCAAUGCGCGUUAAACCCUGGACCGUCUCCAGAGGAACAGGGAGGGGGUGAGGGACAGGGUUCUAUUCAGGACGUCGGUGAACACGAGUGCCCUGAAGAACAAGAAAGGGAAGAAGAACAUGUCAUCCGCGGUUUCGUCCAGCGCUUGGUUCAACGCAAGUGCCCAAGCUGCUCUGGCGACGUUAAGGGGACCGACCCCAGUGUCAUUUUCGGCCAUGCACAUGACAUUGUAGUGCCCAUUCGAGCGUGGCGUUUCCCGAACCUCUUGGAAAAGACCCUAAGUCUAGCGGCUCUUCCUGGUGUUCUCACGGAGCUUGCAAGAGUCUGGCCGAAAAAGGAGCGGAACAGCCGCUUCGACCAGGAUCCCCCAAAAAUCUUGCUUGCGAUGAUACGCAGGAGCCCUAUAAUCAUCAGAAUGGCAGAGCUGCUCCGGGACGAUCGCAUCGAGACGGUGGUUGACCAUGCCAUCCUUUAUAAUGCGCUCUUCAGAUUCGUCAACGUCCUCGCCAAUCACCCCCUAUCAGCUUCGAUCGUUUACGAAACUCGACCAGUCUACCCGUUUGCCAAGACGAUUCUCCCUUUGGCUUUCGGCCGGGUUGAUAGAGAGCCAUCCAAAGCCCCUGAGAGCGGCGGCCCAGAUGUUAAGGGUAAAGGCAAGGCUGUGGUCGGACCGAGUCACAAGCGGUCAAACAUUGACCAUGUGAAGCCCCUCGCCAGCUUCUUUCCGGCGUUGGCGCGUCAAGCGCAGGCGGUAAUGAAGCAUCGCCAAGUGCAUGGCGAGAAUGCCAAAGACACGAAGGCUAUGUGCCGCCGAAUCUGUCACUUUGCCGCGAAGCAUAGACUUGCCGCGAAAGCAGCGUUGGGCUCCUCGAGUGAAGCACCGAGGGAUCCGAGCAGUGCCCGUCAGGAGAGGAACGAGGAACUUCGCAAGUGGCUGUCAGACAACAAGGUCGCAGAGGUCGAAAGCAGGGAUUGGCUCUCGGAGUAUCGCUUCAGCGACGCAUUGAAGGAGACGCGGGACUUCACCCCAGCCCCGGGACGGAUGAAGCGUCUGGUACGAGAGCUGUCGAUUCUGAGAUCUUGUCUCCCCGAGGGUAUUUUUGUCCGCUACGACGGCGAUAGGUUGGACGCGAUGAAGGUCUUGAUCACGGGCCCCGCAGAUACUCCCUACGAGAACGGCCUCUUCGAGUUCGACCUGUUCUGCGAUGUCGAGUACCCCCGCGAACCGCCUCAUGUCCUGUUUAAGACGACGUCUCUUGAUCGCAGAAUUAACCCCAACUUAUAUGUCGACGGAAAGGUCUGUCUUUCUCUGCUCGGAACGUGGGACGGCGAGCCCUGGAUCCCGGUGAAGUCCACCCUUCUUCAAGUCCUCGUUUCCAUACAGGCCAUGGUCUUCUGCCCUCGGCCGUGGUUCAACGAGCCGGGCAGCGACGUCGUUUAUGCGAGCCCGGACGUUUUGGCCAAGUAUGACACCGGCGUCCGGUCCGAUACUGUCUACUUCGGCAUGGGGCAGUGGCUGGAGAAGCUGCAGAACGGUCCGUCGGGGAAGAACGUUUGGUCGGAGGUCGUCCGGAAGCACUUCGAGCUGACGUGGAGGGAGAUCUUGCCGGUUAUUUGUGGCUGGAAGGAGGCUCACAGUUGCAUGGACAGCGUGUCCCGGCAUAGGUUUAGGGAUGGAAUCGCGGCUGUCAAGUUGGCCGGUUCGCAAUGGGCUGACGAGGGUGAUGCCGAGGAUGCCAGGCUUACAGGCUAG